Molecule: messenger RNA, 441 nt
Organism: Suillus fuscotomentosus
Lineage: Eukaryota; Fungi; Basidiomycota; Agaricomycetes; Boletales; Suillaceae
Product: NADP-dependent oxidoreductase domain-containing protein
Exons: 4
Molecular function (GO): oxidoreductase activity
Source: RefSeq, a predicted model, not a curated record
UUGACGGCGAACAAUCUGAAGUACCAGCCAGCUGUCAAUCAAGUCGAGCUCAACUUUUGGAACCCUCAACCCGAAAUGUUGCAGUGCUCGAAGGAAAAUGGGUUUCUUCUCGAGGUGUACUCUCCCCUAGGUAACUACAAGCAAAUCGGAAAGUCUCUGUUUGUUGAAGACAUCGCAUGCAAACUUGGGAUCACCCCGGCUCAGGUUAUUAUCUCGUGGAGUGUCCAGCGCGGCACGAUCAUCCUGCCGAAGAGCAUGACACCUUCUCGCAUCACAGAGAACCUUGCAGGUGAGAAAGUCCAAACUUUCGCGAGGCAGCAUCACUCGAGUCAACCAGUAUUUGAACUCCCACAAGAGGUUGGAGACAGCGGCAGCUUCGCACCCUCCGCAGAGAGUGGUCAACCCGAGCGUGGGCUGGAAGUUGCCUCUCGAUGUGUUUGA